Lepisosteus oculatus (spotted gar) is the source of this 4744-nucleotide messenger RNA. It is a transcript of the gene adora1b, whose product is annotated as adenosine A1 receptor b. The record is from RefSeq and is a predicted model, not a curated record. NCBI's taxonomy places the organism in Eukaryota, Metazoa, Chordata, Actinopteri, Semionotiformes, Lepisosteidae. Gene Ontology annotation, molecular function: G protein-coupled adenosine receptor activity. Gene Ontology annotation, biological process: G protein-coupled adenosine receptor signaling pathway. Gene Ontology annotation, cellular component: plasma membrane; synapse; dendrite.
GCAAAUAAAACCUUCCAUGCACUGUCACACAUUACGGCCACACGUCAUACUGUCAGAAUUCAAACGCGUGUUGUCGAAAUCCAGCGAGUGAGCGAGAAGCUGAGCAGCUCGCAUGAAACGGGGAAGAAGACCAGAAGAUUAUGACCUGGUGCGAGUAACGAAGCAAAGCGCACGGGGGUGUGGGAAAGAUACUGUGUUCCUUUCCCUUUUUUUCUUGUACGGGACAAAGGGAAAAAUCUGCGCCACCUGCGUUUGAAUGAUGGUGUAAACAUGGACUGCUUGGACAGGACUGCUUUCAAAAGAGGGAAGAGCCUGCAGAGCAAACAAGAGAAAUAGGUCGCCAAGAAUAAAAGAAGAAAAACAUAAUAAAUAUUAAUAGUAAUAAAGGAUAUAAAAAAUCAGGACAGCUGUUUAAGGUCAGCGCAAUGCUUAGGAGGACCACCACCGCACAACGGAAAACGUGACAAAAACGCUGUAGUUAAGAGCGACACUGCCAUCAGACUAUCUCAUUUCGUUGCUUAAUUCAAAACCGUGCGUACUCGCCCGACGUCUCCGAUGGGUUGUUUAUUUAACGAGAGAAACAAGAUUGUUGAAGGUGACUUAAGAUAAUGAACAACAAAUUGUGCUAACAAUGGAAAUUGUCAUGUAAACCGCAGAAGGAUUUUACCUUCAUGCAAUGGAUGGAGGUCCUGUAACUGGCAUUUCGGAAAGCACCGAGCGAAGUGUGAGAUAAUGCGGGGCUCGGGGUGCACCUUUUUCUAUCAGGAUACAUGUGCUAACAUUUCAGUCUAACUGGAUUUUUAUCAAGGGGACACAUGUUUAGUUUACAUGUGGGACCUUUUUUACCUCUCACGGAUUGUCCAAGACGAAUUAUGCCUUCAGACUGGAUUUAAAAAUACUUUGUGGCAUCCCUCCUUGCACAAAGGUGAAAUUAAUUUUUAACAUCAAGAUUUGUUUGUGGACGGGUCCUGGAAAUAUGACUGGAUUGUCAUUUUUACCGUACAUAAUUAGACUCUCAUGUUUUUAAGGGGUACGUAAAUUCUUUGCUCUGGAGUUCAAUUUUACGGUUUUAAGGAUGUCUGGACAGCUGGGACCAUCCCAAGUGCUCUAUAUAGGAAUGGAGGUAGUGAUAGCCGUCUCUUCUGUACUGGGCAAUGUAAUGGUAGUUUGGGCAGUGAAAAUCAACCGCUCAUUAAGAGACACAACUUUCUGCUUUAUCGUCUCUUUGGCCCUGGCUGAUAUAGCCGUAGGAGCGCUCGUCAUCCCUCUGGCCAUCACCAUCAGCAUCGGGCUACAGACUCACUUCUACAGCUGCCUGCUCGUAGCCUGCACGGUGCUCGUGCUGACUCAAAGUUCGAUCCUAGCCCUGCUGGCUAUUGCCAUUGACCGCUACCUUCGGGUCAAGAUACCCACCAGCUACAAGAGGGUGGUGACAAAGAAGCGUGCUGGAGCAGCCGUGGUGGCUUGCUGGACAGUGUCCUUCAUCGUGGGCCUGACGCCAAUGCUGGGCUGGAACAACCUCCAGAAGAUGAAGGAGAACGGGACCCAAAUCACCUCUGAUCUCACGGUCACCUGCCAGUUCGAGAACGUCAUCAGCAUGGAGUACAUGGUCUACUUCAACUUCUUCGGCUGGGUCCUGCCUCCCUUGCUCCUCAUGGUCCUCAUUUACGUGGAGAUCUUCUACAUGAUCCACAAGCACCUCAACAAGAAAGUGACGGCCAACAGCUCGGACCCCAGCAAGUACUAUGGCAAGGAGCUGAAGCUGGCCAAGUCCUUGGCCCUGGUCCUCUUCCUGUUUGCCAUCAGCUGGCUCCCCCUGCACAUCCUCAACUGCAUCACACUAUUCUGUCCCUCCUGCCAGAAGCCGAUGAUUUUAAUUUACAUCGCCAUCCUACUGACACAUGGGAACUCAGCUGUCAACCCCAUUGUGUACGCCUUCCGGAUAAAGAAAUUCCGAUCCACGUUCCUCAAAAUAUGGAACCAUUACUUCUGCUGCAAGGAGAGGAAACGGCCCACCAACUUUCAGAGUGAGCGGUCAGACUUCCAGGGACGUAACUCCAUCUGAGCUCGGCAGGCAGGCUCCAGAUAUUUUUCCAUACAGCAUCUCUAUGGGCUUUACCAUCGCGACCUGUUACAGUUCACAACACUGGCCUCUGGUGUUCCUGAUGUGCUGAUGCAAAUUGAGGUUACACUACAGAGAGGAGAGGCGUGCUGUUUUCUUAAAUGGUUUCUUCUGAUGAGAAGUGUAGAAAUUAUAUUCUCACUUAUCUGUCGGGAAGAGGAAUAUUUCAGGAGAAAAGGGGGAGAAAUGUUCUUAAUGUGUGCCGCAAGAAAAUGUAGGUUUAUGUGUAUUUCUAAAAAUAUAUUAAAUUGUUAACUGUAAAAGUAUGUCGGUAACCAAGGUUGAUUUUGGAAUGAUUAAGUAUCAGCUAAACCACCAAAUUAGAUGAGUAAUUUGAAAUAUGAAUAAUUUAUUUGGUGAUUCAGAGGAAGACAAGUGCCACAACCUGCACAACAGUAAUAGGCCUUAAUGCAGAACAUUAAGAACUGCUGCUGGUUUACGGACGAACAAGAUACAUUAAUGCUGACACACAGAUUCUGUAUUUCUGCAGUCUGAUUUCCCUCUUCACCGGCAGAAUCCUAUACUGUUUCAAUUUACUGACAGAGCUCUUAUUCAUGAUGAGCAGGAUCUCAAAGCACUUUUCCAGAUCAGGUUAAGGGCAACCACAGUGCCAAUGUCUUAUUACGAGUACAAUAAUUAGAUUUCAUUUGCAUAAAAAAUGUUUUGCUGUUCAUUCUAAUAUAGAGAUAUUUCACCAAGGUAUAUGCUGAAAGCAACUGCAGUGUUUAAUCCCCCGUUUCAGUAUCAGAUAACUUCUUGUAGUAUUAUUAACCUUGUUGACAUAUAUUUCUCAUCUGUGUGUUUCUGCUCCAGUGUUGCAUUUUUUUAACAAAUGCAGACCCACUGAUUGUCUAGGCUGGACUAUUUUACAGACCCAAAAAGGGGGUCAGGACUUUCACCGCUCAUUGCUUUACUUCUGUUUGGGUUCGACAGUUGUACCUGAUAAAUAUUCUGAAGAAAAUAAUGAAGUCGAACACACCAAUGGCUGGUGAAAAGAUAUGGAAGACAGAUGAGUUCUGUGUUUACUCUGUUCCAUGUCUUUGUUCACUCAAGAUAGUUACUGACGUCUAAUUCACAACUGACAGAUGUAUUUAACACUAUGGAUAGAACAAAACAGUCUGAUUGCCGAUCAAUAAAUGUAUUGUCAUUCUGCAGAAUACCGCUGUUAUAAAUGUCUUGUUUUACAUGUGAUUCACUUACUGGAACAAUGGUGCACUAAAGCAAUCAGGUUAAUAAGUAUUGAACUGUACUAAUCUGAGUAUCAUCACUGUAUGGAGGAAUUAAAGUAAAACAAAUUAAACUGAACACUGAUGAACAGGGACACUGCUGUGGUGGUUUUAAUGUUUUUCUCCUGCCCUCACAAAGUCUUGUUAGAUGCUAGUGUGUCAAACCAGGGGAUUAAAUAAUCACUGAUUGGCUUUAUUUAGUGUUCAUUAUUUCCUGUUGUAACUCAACAGGAGACAGUAAUUGUAGUGGUGGAUUGUGAUGUUCUGUCAGGACUCCAGGGGUUUUGCCUAGUUUUGUACCUUUUUCUUUGUUUUAAAGGGAAACACAAGAUAAGUAACACAAUUAUGGUAUAUUAAUAUAAUAUUGAGCAUUCCCCUGCUCAGUUUCAAUAUCAUUCUGUCAUUUCAUCUACACCAAUGUAUUUUGUGUUCUGUGAAGAAGAACCUGCUCUACCAUCCAUCCAUUUUCUAACCAUUUCUUCCAAUUCAGAGUCCAUAUGUACAUGAUGUGCCCUCCAAAAAAACAGUACCGCCUAGUAUGGCAGAUGCAGCCAUAUUAGUUCCAAACAAUUUCUACAGUUAUUACCAGAAUUUCACUAUAUACAUGAUGGAUAAUUCAGUUCAUAAAAAUAUGGUUGGAGUGUCUUCAAAUUCUCACACUGUCCUCAGGUUGUGCCAGCUGUUCUCUCAUGUGCUUUGGGUGAGCCUUGAGUACCAAGACUGACUCUACACCAUCUGGCAUAAAGUGGGUGCCAACAGAAUAUCUUUUCUGAUAUUCAUAUAUAACUGAAAACUGAAUGUUUAUAAAGAAAAAUUAUAAAGGGCACCCGAUUCAAGUAUUUAAACUCCUCACAAGUAUUGACACAAUCAGCCCAGUGGAGUUCUUUAGACUGAAGAAAGAACCAGAGGACAAAAACUGGGAUAAUGGGAAAGUGCAUUAAAAGCUUGAAACAGGAUCCAUUGUUCUUUUACACAAAGGGUCUGUAACAAGCUGUUGCUAAACUUGCUUCUUUUAGGAAACUCCUCAGUUUCAACAGUCAUAGAAUAAACAUUAAACCAAAGGCAAACGAAGAAAGCAAGCCUGUGAAGAGUACCUGGAUCUGUAAAGGGAGACAGUGCUGUAUCUCAGGGAGCUCUAAAAUAAAUCCUCUUAAGAAAUGUCUUUUAUGUAAAGCAGUUGUUUACUUCCUUUCAGCUAAACAAUUAAGGCACAUUCAGCAAUGCAUUUUCUCCGUGUCAUCUCUUCACCUCUCUUUCUUCAUCCCUGUCAGCUCUGAAGCUUUGCCCCAGUAAACAGCCCUAGACAAACCUGUUGUCUGUAAAUAGUAACUACUUGGUCAUUUAAGUAUUAUAAACCUUUUUCUUUGGUUUGGCAUAAUAAAGAAUAGAGUCUGCA